Molecule: messenger RNA, 582 nt
Organism: Lathyrus sativus (Indian pea)
Lineage: Eukaryota; Viridiplantae; Streptophyta; Magnoliopsida; Fabales; Fabaceae
Source: the annotation of a GenBank genome assembly
AUGUUUUUGGUCGAUUGGUUUUACGGUGUUCUAGCAUCGCUUGGGUUAUGGCAGAAAGAGGCUAAGAUCUUAUUCUUAGGUCUCGAUAACGCCGGCAAAACCACCUUGCUUCACAUGCUCAAAGACGAGAGAUUAGUCCAGCAUCAGCCAACACAGUAUCCAACAUCAGAAGAGUUGAGUAUUGGUAAGAUCAAGUUUAAGGCUUUUGAUUUGGGAGGUCAUCAGAUUGCUCGUAGAGUCUGGAAAGAUUACUAUGCCCAGGUAGAUGCAGUGGUCUACUUGGUGGAUGCCUAUGACAAGGAAAGAUUUGCCGAGUCAAAAAAGGAGCUAGAUGCUCUCCUGUCUGAUGAAUCAUUGGCAAAUGUCCCUUUCCUUGUCCUUGGAAACAAAAUAGAUAUUCCAUAUGCUGCUUCAGAAGAUGAGUUACGUUACCAUUUGGGCCUGAGCAACUUCACAACUGGCAAGGGUAAGGUAAAUAUGUCAGACUCAAAUGUCCGUCCCAUGGAGGUAUUCAUGUGCAGUAUUGUGAAGAAGAUGGGUUAUGGUGAAGGUUUCAAAUGGGUUUCUCAAUAUAUCAAAUAG